Molecule: messenger RNA, 1161 nt
Organism: Anopheles stephensi (Asian malaria mosquito)
Lineage: Eukaryota; Metazoa; Arthropoda; Insecta; Diptera; Culicidae
Product: probable inactive tRNA-specific adenosine deaminase-like protein 3
Exons: 1
Coding region: 1-1161 (386 amino acids)
Biological process (GO): tRNA wobble adenosine to inosine editing
Cellular component (GO): nucleus; cytoplasm
Molecular function (GO): tRNA-specific adenosine-34 deaminase activity
Source: RefSeq, a predicted model, not a curated record
AUGGCAAACGAACCGGAAGCAAAGCGCGCAAGGUUUUCUGAUGAGCAGCAAGGUCCAACCAUCGAGAUCGAAGAAGGAGAAACUCCUGCUAAGAUACACUCAAUUCUGGGUGAUGAGUUCAUGCAGCCCACACCACUCGUUGAGGUGUACAUCGGAAGUGUUACCGAAAGUCGACAUCUUUCCCAGCUGGUGCCAGCACUUUCGCGGUUGCUCCCGAUCGGUGGUAGUCUACAGCAUCUGAAGCGCGUUAAUCGAGAUGGAACGAUCAUACUGGCACCGGUCGUUAAAUUAUUGGAACGGUUGCCAGCGCUACAAGGGCAGGAGGAUGAGCAGGCAGAAGCUAGUUCCGUCGAGUCGCGCCUUGCCAAGUUUCUCCGCUCGGAAGGUUUAGACACGGUCGUGGUCGAUGGUCUUUGCGAGAAGUUGAAGGUUGUUUCGGUUCCCGCGAUGCAACCGUUGCUCCGGUGGCAGUACGAAACAGCGAAUCGAUUAUGGCCGUGUAGAUUUCAUCCAAACCGCCAUCGUGAAGCUCUGUACGCGAACACACUGUUCACCGCGCAGGAAGCAUCCGUUCAUCGACGAUUCAUGGACAUCUGCGUACGGUUGUCCCAAAGCUUCGCGGAUCGUCCAUUCGGUGUGUGCGUUAAUCCACAGCUGGGAGCAAGGAUUGCGGCCGUUGCAGCGGGACACAGUGAGCAACAUCCAAUCUGGCACUGCCCGAUGGUACUGAUCGAUGCGGUUGCCGUAUCACAGAACGGUGGCAUAUGGAGUCGAAAGUCGGACGACGCGCUGCGGGACGAUGGGCUGCAUUACGGUGGAAUCGACACACGGUAUGAGCAGUUCAUUCGCGACCGAUACGGUGAAACGGUUCGCCUUGGAGCGGAACCGACGCGAACCGGAACAUCCUCACACCGUCCGUCGGAUGGGGGUGUACCGGGACCGGAGGAUAAUCUUGCCAAAUACGGCCCAUAUCUGUGUACCGGGUAUGACGUGUACCUCACACACGAACCCUGCAUAAUGUGUGCCAUGGCCCUGGUACACAGCCGCGUGCGACGUGUUUUCUACCAUCACCCAACGCCACGAGGAGCUCUCGGGACGAUGACAAAGCUGCACACGGUGAAGGAUUUAAACCACCAUUACGAGGUGUUCCGGAUUGGUUAA